AUGGCCAAAACUAAGACAACAGCAAGGAAGGAAUAUCGGCGGUGUCCAAUGUGUUCGGAACCUGCAAAAACAGAGGAACAAUUCAAGAAGCACAUUCUGGUGUGUGCCAUGCGAAUGUUUGAGUGCCCAAUCUGUGGUUUUACCAGCACAAGGGAAAUUAAUCUUAAGAGACAUGUCAAAAGAUGCCAUCUUGGUCUAAAGCCUGAUGAUGAACUCAUUAAGCUGGGCACAAAAGACAAAAGUGAGGGGAAAGCAGGUGGUUCACUGCAUGAAGAAAAGAAAGAUGAGGAAAGCGGAAAUGAAGAUUGGAUGGACCAGGACCCUGGUGAUGUUAUAGGUGAGGUGUCCUCUACAGACUCGUCAAGUAGUAGUUCAAGUGAUGAGAAUGAGGAACCUGAUAUUGAUGAGAAAAAGGAGAAACAGAAUCCAGAGAAGAAGGAGGACAAUCUGUUAGAAGGAAGACUCUUCCGGAAGAAGACCCAACCGUCUUUACCAUUUACAAGAAAGAGAUUAAGUGUAGAGGAGAUCCCUGUUCCAGAGAAGAUUGCUCUUGUGGACAGAUCCACCCAAGUUGAUAUGGGGCCAGCAAUUCCAUCUGUGGAAUGCAGUAGAGUCGACGCUGGCACACAGACCUCCCCAAAGAAAAGGGUAGUUGUGACAACAACGGUCAGAAAGUGUAGAGAAGGUGAUGCCGAUGUAAAGGUCAUCAGGAAGGAGAAGAUCAUUUUUAAAUGA
Messenger RNA from Ostrea edulis (European flat oyster), 735 nucleotides. RefSeq names its product RE1-silencing transcription factor-like. NCBI's taxonomy places the organism in Eukaryota, Metazoa, Mollusca, Bivalvia, Ostreida, Ostreidae. The record is from RefSeq and is a predicted model, not a curated record. The coding region runs from base 1 to 735 and encodes 244 amino acids. The transcript has a single exon.